AUGGGUUGUAACAAUAGUGCGAACGUAGAACAACUUUUACUGGACAUAGUGCUCGAUCCCGAAAUCGACCAAGUGUUGAGUUAUGGAUGUAACAACACAGAACGCAAUGGCACGGAUUUGGAUAAGUUUUCCUUGGACUAUUCGGCCGACGAGAUUGUUCAGUUAUUUCGCCAGGGUAUGUACACUCACCGUUCCCCUUCUACUAUUGCGCUCAUCCUGCUCUAUUCAGUCGCAUUUACCCUGGGCUCCAUCGGCAACACGCUCGUCAUUGUGGCGUGGAUUCGCAACAAGCAUAUAAGAACGAUCAUUAAUUGCUUUCUUGUUAACCUAGCUGUGUGCGACCUUAUUGUGGUGUUGGUGUGCAUGCCGAUAACACUGGGCAAUGUUAUAUAUCAGGAAUGGAUUUACGGGGAAGUAUUGUGCAAGCUUACUCCAUGUGUGCAGGGGAUGUCAGUUUCCUCCAGCGUCUUCAUCCUGACUGCAGUGAGUUUAAAUAGAUUUUAUGCAAUCCAUAGUCCAUUGAAGGCCAAGGUGUUGUACACUCGACGUCGGGUACGAAUCUUGAUAAUAAUAAUAUGGAUUAUAUCACUAAUACUGAUGAUUCCUAUACUCAUCGUUAAUCGCUUAGUCACACAGGAAUUCUUCGGUGUAGUGAAGGUGACUUCGUGCCAAGAAGAAUGGGGAUCGAUGUAUCUGAAACACGCCUAUAACAUGUCUCUGUUUUUGAUCCAGUUUGCAUUGCCCAUGUUAUUCAUGUUCGUCGCAUAUGCCAUGAUUUUCAAAGCGUUGACAAAUAAUAGCGUCGAAUUAGGUAAAAGCGCAAACCCUGAUAAACAGCUGGAAGCGCGGAAUAAAAGUCGAAGUAAAGUUAUUAAGCUCCUGAUAAUAGUAGUCUUACUAUUUGCAAUCUCGUGGUUUCCGUAUCACGUCGCUACGAUCUGGACGGACUACCACCCGGUAGAUGAAGCCAUGAAACUGUUCCCCUUCGUACAGUGGCUUGGAUUAUGCAGCUCAUCGCUCAACCCGAUAUGUUAUUGUUUUUUGAGUCACACGUAUCGAAAAUCAUUCAAAGCAUCCCUUCACUGCCGAUGCAAAACGCAAAGAAAUGUUUCGAAUGGAGGAAAACGGUCGAAGCGAAAACGUCUGAAAAAACGUGGAACUGUGAGUCUUGUCUUCUCGAAUGAACCGGACAAAACACAGACUAACAUAUUCGCUGAAAGAAAUGUAGAGAAUUAUAGAAAAGGUGAAAAGAAGCCCAAGACAAAAGACUCUUUCGUCAUGGAAAUACGACUAUAA
Molecule: messenger RNA, 1296 nt
Organism: Saccoglossus kowalevskii
Lineage: Eukaryota; Metazoa; Hemichordata; Enteropneusta; Harrimaniidae
Product: QRFP-like peptide receptor
Biological process (GO): G protein-coupled receptor signaling pathway
Cellular component (GO): plasma membrane
Molecular function (GO): neuropeptide Y receptor activity
Source: RefSeq, a predicted model, not a curated record